AUGGAGCGUACUUUACAGGCGCAGCAUUUUCCUCUCAAUCAAUAUGUAGAGUUUGCCGCUUAUCAGCUAGCGGGAGAGGCCCAGCCUUGGUGGCAAGCUGAGUGUCAUUUGCUACAACUUCAAAACUCUAACAUUCCAUGGGAGGUGUUCCAAAUGGCUUUUUACAAGAAAUACUUCCCUGAGUCUACAAGGGAAGCAAAGGAGAUGGAGCUAAUGCAGCUGAAGCAAGGUUCCAUGUUUGUGGUAGAGUACACCAAUAAGUUCGAAGAGCUUUGUUGGUUUUCUCGGGUGUGUCAGGGUGACCCGGAGACUUACAAGAGCUGGAGAUGCGUUAAGUACCAAAGGGGUUUGAAGGAUAACAUUAUUAUUGCUGUGGCUCCUAUGGAGAUCUAUGUCUUCUCUAACUUAGUGAACAAGGCUAGAGUAGUGGAAGAAUAUGCCAAGACCGUGGUGGCAUCCAAGGACACUCAUAGAGGGAGCUCUAGUCGGGGGUGUGGCAAGUACUUUCAUCUGAAAGGAGAAAGCUUCAAGAGAGGAGGAUAUGUGCCUCAAAGCCAAAGGGGCUUCAGAAAGAAUAAUCAUAAUCAAGUUCAGUAUGCUAAGGGAAGAGGAAAUCAGAGUAAGAAUUCUUCGGAUUUGACUUGUGUACGUUGUGGGCAUUUCCAUCCUUAUGACUCAUGCAAAAUUGGUUUAGGUGGUUGUUUCAAGUGUGGGUUGCCUGGCCACAUUGCGAGGGAUUGCCCUCGUGGGAGGAAUCAGGAUGCAGGUCAGAAUCAGCACCAAGGUCGAGUCUUUGCUGUGAAUGGCAAGGAUUCUUCCAAGGCAGAUCCGUUGAUGAGAGGUAUAUGUCUAAUUGGUGAUAAAUCCUUAGUUGCAUUAUAUGAUACUGGAGCUUUGCAUUCAUUUAUUUCGUUUGCUAAAGUAGAUGAGUUAGGCUUGAAAGUGUCAGAGUUACCUUUUGAUCUGCAUGUACAUACUCUACAUCAAACAAUUAUGGCUAGGUCAGGUUGUAGACAAGUAGGUUUUAAGCUUGAGGGUAGAGACUUUGUGCACGAUUUAAUCUAUUUACCCAUGGUGGGGCAAGAAAUGAUUUUAGGAUUUGAUUGGUUGUCAAAGAAUCAGGUUUUGUUGGAUUGCUUUGAACGGACUAUUCGGUUUAUGUCGGAAGGAGAGAAUGGAGCAGUGGUAGCUACGGGGUAUUACCUGAACUCUGUAAUGGUGCAUUGUAGUGGGGAGGAGUGUCAGGUUUAUAUUCUGUUGGCUGCUAAUGCGUUGGGUGAUGCCCAGAACUUAGAUUAG
Messenger RNA from Arachis duranensis, 1299 nucleotides. RefSeq lists its product as uncharacterized. The record is from RefSeq and is a predicted model, not a curated record. The transcript has a single exon. NCBI's taxonomy places the organism in Eukaryota, Viridiplantae, Streptophyta, Magnoliopsida, Fabales, Fabaceae. Gene Ontology annotation, molecular function: nucleic acid binding; zinc ion binding. Bases 1 to 1299 code for a protein of 432 amino acids.